This is a messenger RNA of Penicillium chermesinum, 4266 nucleotides long. Its product is annotated as ATP-binding cassette transporter YOR1. Gene Ontology annotation, biological process: transmembrane transport. The record is from RefSeq and is a predicted model, not a curated record. Lineage: Eukaryota; Fungi; Ascomycota; Eurotiomycetes; Eurotiales; Aspergillaceae. Bases 1 to 4266 code for a protein of 1421 amino acids. Gene Ontology annotation, cellular component: membrane. The transcript is spliced from 3 exons. Gene Ontology annotation, molecular function: ABC-type transporter activity; ATP binding; ATP hydrolysis activity.
AUGGCAGUCGACACUGACAGCGCCCCGCGCGCCGCGGGAUCGGAGGAAACGAAAAACCCCGAUCUGCAAGUACGGAGCUUGGAACCAGUCAAGGGGAGGGAGUGGUCAAGACGACUGAACCCUCUGCGAUGGCAGUCGAUACCGCCUGUUCCGGAACAGCGCUCUGUGUCAAAAGAGUACGGGGCGGGGUUCUUCAGUAUCAUCUCUUUCCAAUGGAUGUCAUCGUUGAUGAAUGUUGGUUAUUUGCGACCUCUGGAACUUCAAGACAUCUGGACGGUCAAUCCCAAUCGAGCCGUGGAUGUAUUGUUGGAGCGUUUGGAGGCUGCAUUGGCCCGUCGUACAGAACGUGGAAGCAAGAACCCGCUGAUCGCGGCUCUAUAUGACACAUUCCGAUUUGAAUUCCUACUAGGCGCCGGUUGCCAGUUAUUCGGCUCCCUUCUUUUGGUCUUUGCACCCUAUCUAACCCGCUAUUUGAUCGCCUUUGCCACCGAAGCUUACGAGGCCAAGAAAUUGGGCCAUGGCACCCCCGAUUUGGGUCGUGGCAUGGGCUUCGUCGUCGGUAUUACCGUCAUGCAGUCGUUACAGAGUAUAUGCACGAACCAGUUCCUGUACCGUGGCCAGAUGGUGGGCGCGCAGAUCCGUGCAGUGCUGAUCUCGCUGAUCUUCAAGAAGGCUAUGAGAUUGUCCGGUCGCGCCAAAGCAGGUGGCAAGGCUACAUCAGAAGAACUUCUUGCACUCCAAGCGGCUAAAGAUGAGGCCAUGAGUAGGAAGUCUGGAGAGAAGAAAGAUGGGGAGGAAGACGAUGCUAAAGGGGGCCCGGAUGCAGCAAAUGGCAUUGCGGGCGACGGGCGGGGAUGGAGCAACGGUCGCAUUAUCGCUCUGAUGAGUAUCGACGUUGAUCGCAUCAACUUGGCGUGCGGCAUGUUCCAUAUGCUUUGGAGUGCUCCGCUUUCCAUUAUUGUCACCCUCGUGCUUCUUUUGGUCAACCUCGGUGUGAGCUCUUUGGCUGGCUAUGCGCUACUACUACUCAGUAUGCCGGCCCUCACCAUUGCCGUACGUGCUCUGGUCAAGCGUCGCAGUGCGAUCAACAAAUUGACCGAUGCCCGUGUAUCCUUGACUCAAGAGAUCCUACAGGCAGUGCGCUUUGUCAAAUUCUUUGGGUGGGAACAGAGUUUCCUCAACCGCUUGAAGGACCUCCGCAAUCAGGAAAUUCGAGCGAUCCAAAGGGUUCUGGCUAUCAAAAACGCCAUUAUGUGUGUUUCGAUAUCCAUCCCGAUUUUCGCCUCCAUGCUCGCCUUCAUCACUUACUCAUUGACUAAUCAUGCUUUGGUCGCGGCCAACGUUUUCUCAUCCCUUGCUCUGUUCAAUUCGAUGCGAGGACCCCUCAACUCCCUGCCCAUGGUGAUUGGCCAAGUCGCGGACGCCUUCACUGCUCAAACACGAAUUUCUGAAUUUCUUGCCGCCGAGGAGCAGGUAGAGGGUAUCGAGACUAUUCAGGACAUGGAAAAUGCGAUCGAGGUUGAGGAUGCCUCUUUCACCUGGGAACGUCUGCCCAUAAAGGAAGAGGAUGGCCCCGGCGACAAGAAGCCGGCAAAGGCACUCGAACUCAAGAAGCCCGAGGCCGACGAAGAUGCUCCCAAAGCGCCAUUCAAGCUGGAGGGUAUCAAUCUCGAGGUUGGUCGAAAUGAGCUCGUUGCAGUCAUUGGCACCGUCGGUUGCGGCAAGAGUUCUUUGCUUUCUGCCUUAGCUGGCGACAUGCGUCUCACCCAAGGCAAGGUCAGGAUGGGUACUACUCGCGCUUUCUGUCCACAGUACGCCUGGAUUCAGAAUGCUUCGCUCCGCAACAAUAUUGUUUUUGGAAAAGAAUUCGACGAAGCUUGGUACAAUGACGUCGUUGAGGCCUGUGCCUUGCUCCCGGAUCUUGAGGUUCUUCCUUACGGUGACCAGACUGAAAUCGGAGAGCGCGGUAUCACUGUCUCCGGAGGUCAAAAGCAACGUCUGAACAUUGCCCGUGCCAUUUACUUUAACGCUGAGUUAGUGCUCAUGGACGAUCCCUUGUCAGCUGUCGAUGCCCAUGUGGGUCGUCAUAUCAUGGACAAAGCAAUCUGUGGGUUAUUGAAAGGCCGGUGUCGGAUCCUUGCGACCCAUCAACUUCAUGUCCUCAGCCGAUGCGACAGGAUCAUUGUGAUGGACGCGGGGAAAGUUCACGCCUUUGACACUUUUGACAAUCUUUUGCGUGAUAACGAGCUUUUCCAGCGCCUCAUGUCCUCGUCCAAACAGGAAGAGUCAGAGGAAGACGCCGAAGAGCAAGAUGAAAUCGAUAUUGAGAAAGAUGCAGUUGAGCCCGCAAAUGAAGAGGAAGCAAAGCCUGCAGAGCCCACGGCUGGAAAAGCCCCAAAUGUUCUUAUGCAACAAGAGGACAAGGCUACAGCAUCCGUAGGGUGGGAAAUCUGGCGAGCGUACAUCCUUGCCUCUGGAAGCUACUUUAACGCGUUCGCAGUCAUCUUCUUAUUGUGUGUUGCGAACGUCGCCAAUAUGUGGUGUAGUUUGUGGCUUUCAUAUUGGUCUUCCCGCAAGUAUCCUGCGCUUACACAGAACGAUUACAUCGGGAUCUACGCUUCACUGGGCGCCUCGGUAGUGAUUUUCAUGUUUCUGUUUUCGACAUACAUGACAACUGCUGGCACCAAGGCCAGUAAGACUAUGCUUCACCGUGCGAUGACCCGCGUGCUGCGUGCCCCGAUGACUUUCUUCGAUACUACCCCGCUGGGCCGAAUCACCAAUCGUUUCUCUCGAGAUGUUCAGGUUAUGGACAGCGAGCUGUCUGAUGCAAUGCGAAUUUAUUCAUUAACGAUCACCAUGGUUCUCUCCGUGCUGAUCCUGAUCAUCGUCUUCUUCUACUAUUUCGUCAUUGCGCUCGUGCCCCUUGUUAUCCUCUUCCUUCUGGCAGCUAAUUAUUACCGAGCUUCUGCUCGUGAAAUCAAGCGACAUGAAUCCGUUCUUCGAUCUGUCGUCUAUUCUCGCUUCGGUGAAGCCAUCGCCGGAGUUUCAUCCAUCCGAGCGUACGGAGUCCAAGACCAGUUUGGUCGCAGUAUCCGUGAAGCGAUUGAUACAAUGGACGGUGCUUACUUCCUUACCUUUUCGAACCAGCGCUGGCUCAGCGUUCGACUAGACGCAGUAUCCACUCUUCUUGUUUUCGUCGUUGGUGUUCUGGUCGUCACCUCCCGCUUCAACGUUUCACCUUCUAUCUCUGGGCUUGUCCUUUCUUACAUCCUGGCCAUCGCCCAAAUGCUCCAGUUCACCGUCCGCCAACUUGCCGAAGUUGAGAACAACAUGAAUGCCACAGAGCGACUUCACUACUACGGAACGCAGCUUGACGAAGAAGCCCCUCUUCACCUGGGAGAGGUACCUGAUAGCUGGCCCGAGAAGGGCCGCAUCCAGUUCGUCGAUGUGAAAAUGCGCUACCGCGACGGUCUUCCUCUCGUCCUCAAAGGGCUCUCCAUGGAUAUCCAAGGUGGUGAGCGCAUUGGCAUUGUCGGGCGCACUGGUGCUGGGAAAUCAAGUAUCAUGUCCGCCCUUUUCCGCCUGACAGAAUUAUCGGGCGGCAACAUCCAGAUCGACGGGGUCGAUAUCGCGAAAAUCGGCCUGUCCGACCUUCGAUCUCGUCUCGCCAUUAUCCCUCAGGAUCCUGCCCUCUUUAAGGGUACCAUUCGCACCAACCUCGACCCUUUCGAGGAGCAUACCGACUUAGAGCUCUGGUCUGCUCUUCGCAAAGCCUAUCUGAUCGGCGACGACACCCUCGGACCCGACACAGAAGGCAUCCAAAGCUUACCCCCGACCGGCACAACCACACCCACUGAGGAAGUUGACGAGAAGGCCCGCUCAAGCAAGCGUCUUACACUGGAGUCUGCGGUCGACGAAGAAGGUCUGAACUUCUCUCUUGGACAGCGCCAGCUGAUGGCCCUCGCUAGAGCUUUAGUCCGAGACGCACGAAUCAUUGUCUGCGACGAAGCUACCUCGUCCGUUGACUUCGAGACCGAUCAGAAGAUCCAGUAUACAAUGGCCCGGGGCUUCGAAGGCAAGACUCUGCUCUGCAUCGCGCACCGUCUUCGCACGAUCAUUGGCUACGACCGUAUCUGUGUUAUGGACCAGGGCCAGAUCGCUGAGAUGGACACUCCGCUUGCGCUUUGGGAUCGCCCUGAUUCCAUCUUCCGCACUAUGUGUGAUCGCAGUGGCAUCAGUCGCCAGGAUAUCCUGGAUACCCUUUAA